Molecule: messenger RNA, 6699 nt
Organism: Lodderomyces margitis
Lineage: Eukaryota; Fungi; Ascomycota; Pichiomycetes; Serinales; Debaryomycetaceae
Exons: 5
Coding region: 1-6699 (2232 amino acids)
Cellular component (GO): mitochondrion
Molecular function (GO): nuclease activity
Source: RefSeq, a predicted model, not a curated record
AUGUCAUCUGAAUCCUCCCCAACUACAACUACGGUAACUGACGACCACGAGGAUGGGAAAUCUACUCAUUUAUUUGUUUUGAUCCAUGGAUUAUGGGGCAGUCCAAAUCACAUGCACACGAUUGAACGAUAUUUAAAAGACUCAUUACCCACAACAACAAAUGAUGAAAUUGCUACACUUAAGCCAGCAAGCUUUAGGUUUUGGAAAACGUACGAUGGUUUAGAUCUUAAUUCAAGGAAGAUCGUCACUGAAGUCUUUUACGAAAUAGAAUCACUAAGGGAAAAGAAUGGGUUGAAAGUUACCAAAAUCAGUUUUAUUGGAUAUUCUCUAGGUGGAUUAUUGUCUCGCUAUGUCAUUGGUCUUUUAAAUGAGUUGGGAUUUUUUGAACAAGUGGAACCGGUAUUUUUUUCCACAUUUGCAACACCACAUAUGGGGGUUGAGUUUUUCCGUGACAACAUCUUUGACAAUAUAGCCAAUAUAGUUGGUCCGUUUUUGUUUGGCAAAUCAGGAGGAGAAUUAUUUAUCGCAGAUAAGGAUAAGGCAUUGGUUGCAAUGGCUGAUCCGAAACAAAAGUACUACCAAGGGUUGGCAAAAUUUCAGAAACAAACGUUGUUAGCCAAUGUUCGGAAUGACAGAACAGUAGCCUUUUUCACGUCUUUUAUCACCCAGUACUCUCCAUUUGAUGAGUUUGAUUUGGUUAAAAUAAAGUACUUGAAGAACCUUCCCGAAACUAAAAUAGCCAAUAAACUCGUGAGGCCUAAGAUUGUCGACUUGACGAGAUCGCACAAGUUGGCCCACGAUGAUUCCAAGUUAUUUCCUGGUAAUUUACAAGAAGAGACACCGUUUGUUAGAAAGAACAAUUUUGUCAAAGUCAGAAUCCACAAACUUCCUAAUAUUAGAGAACAUUGGGCACGAGUGAUCAACUAUGUGUACAAUGAUAAACCUAUGGACCCCGAGGAUGCAGAAGCGAGUCAAAAACAGCGUGAUAAGCGUAAGCGCAUAGCUCAACAUGAGAGUUUCAAAGGUGAUACUUCGCAUAUCACUGAAAAUGCCAUGGAAGGAAUGCUUUAUGCAGAAGAACACUUUUUGCAUAGAAGCAAAAGCUCGGGCUCAGUGAUUCCAGAAGGUGAUGAAAACAACGACGAUUCAGAAGAGGGCGACGACGAAAGCAAAUUAGUCAAGCCAAAGUCGAAAGAUGUUGGCGACGACACAAAUUUGCAGGAAAUUUACCUCGAUAAUAGAACAUCAGCAAAGUUGGUAGACAUUGAUUUCAAAGCUAAUGACGAGAUCAUGCAUGCACUGUUGCCCACACUUCAAAACUAUUCCAAAACAUCAAUGUUCAACCACGAAUCGGAGUUGAAAUUGGAUGAGGCAAAAACAUUUAUAAAGGAUUCGUUGAACCAGUUGGAUUGGAUUAAAAUACCGGUGUACCUUGAUGUUUGGAAUGCUCAUGAUGGAAUUGUGAGUCGUAGAGGACCGAAGACUAACCCAAAGGGCGCUGCUACUAUAGGCCUCCCACUAAAACGACAAUUUCACCAAGCUAUUCCUGCUUCAUCGAGUAGAUAUGGAAUGAAGGUCUUUCUUGGUUUAGCCACUGGUGUCUCGGUUCUAUCGCUAGGAUACAAGUCUCAGGUAUACAAUGACGUUCAUGCGUUGGACACAUCAAUACACGAAUUAACCCCGAUAAGUUCCGCCGAUACUUACGAAUCAGGACUAUAUCAAGCAUCACAAAAGGAAGAAUACGACCAAUUUGAUACAUAUAGAAAGAGUAAGACACAGCAUGCAUCUAUAUUUGUGAGGUCAUUAUAUAAAGCAGCAUUUUUCCUACAGGACUACCUAAUUGAUCCAGUAAUCACAUUUUCCCGCUUCAUUGAAUUAUCUUGUUUGUUCUUGCCGGUCUUGUUUUCAAGCCCCAUCUGCUGGUUUGGUAGAAAGCAUCGUAAUUCCGAUGGUGUCAUGGUCCGAACUGGUGCAACUCUUUGGUAUCGCUACCUUCGUUGGUCUGCCGAAAUUGCCGGCGCCUCGUUCAUAAAAUUGGGCCAGUGGGCGGCUAGUCGAACGGAUAUAUUCCCUCAGGAAAUGUGUGAUGAGUUAGCAACAUUGCAUAGUCAUGCAAAAGCUCAUAGUUUUGCCCAAACAAAAAAGAUCUUACAAAAGAGUUUUGGCGGCUUGCCGUUUGACAAGAUUUUUGACGAAUUUGACGAAAAGCCGGUUGGGGUGGGCGCAAUUUCCCAGGUAUACAUUGCCAAACUUUCCAAGACUGCUUUGAAUCAGGCAUCAAAGCAAGAAGCCGAGAUUCAAAAGAAGCUUAAACAACAAGACAAGGGUCAUGAACCACAGUUUUUCGAAAACUUGAUUGUUACAGAGAAUUUAGAUUCAAAUGAGCGUGUUGCGAUCAAAGUAUUGCAUCCAAAAGUGGAGAUAAAUAUCAAUCGAGAUUUAAAGAUUAUGAAGUUCUUUGCUGACUUUAUAAAUAUUAUCCCUACUAUGGAAUGGUUAUCGUUGCCCGAUGAAGUGGAGCAAUUUUCUAUUUUAAUGAGGUUGCAGUUGGACUUGCGAAUUGAGGCGUUGAAUUUGGCCAAGUUUCGCGAAAACUUCAAGAGCAGAUUGGAUAUACAUUUCCCGAAACCGUAUUUGAGUUUCACCACAAGAGACGUUUUGGUAGAGGAGUAUAUUUACGCAAUACCAUUGAGUAAGAUGUUAGCUUUGAGCGAAAACUAUGGAAAGAACUUAUCAAAAGAGAUCAGUGACAAGGGUUUGGAUGCAUUUUUAAAGAUGUUGAUUUUGGAUAACUUUGUUCAUGCCGAUUUACAUCCAGGAAACAUGAUGGUUAGGUUUUACAAAAAUGAACACUUUAAACAUGAGAAGGAGUACAAAAUAGUGAAAACUUCAAACGAGCAAGAAACCAACAAGAUUACAGAAGAGUUGUUGAAGUUGGGAAAUAACCAGCCAGCUUGGUGCGAACGUCUAGCUGAGCUCUAUGAGCAUGGCUAUCAUGCCGAGAUCUGCUUUUUGGAUGUUGGAUUGGUCACAGAAUUGAACCAUACAGAUAGAGUCAACUUCAUCGACUUGUUCAAAGCGCUUUCGGAAUUUGAUGGUUACAAAGCCGGUGAGUUGAUGAUUGAGAGAUCGAGAACCCCCGAAACAGCAAUAAAUAAAGAGAUUUUUGCCUUGAAAGUGGAGAAGUUGGUGGAUAGAAUGAAGCUGCGUACCUUCACAUUAGGAACAGUAAGCAUCGGUGAUUUGCUUGAUCAAGUGUUGGGCAUGGUUCGUAAUCAUCAUGUUCGUAUGGAAGGUGACUUUGUCUCAGUGGUAGUGGCAAUUUUGUUGUUGGAAGGUAUCGGAAGACAAUUGGAUCCAAAGUUAGAUCUUUUCCAAAGGUUCGUUGCCACAAUUGCACCAAUUUCAACAAGACAUACAAGCACACCCACAAUGCCAAUCAAGUCACUCGAGACAUAUCUUUUUGAACGGAAACUAGUCCACACAAGCUCCCUCGAUAUAUUAUCAAAUGCCGUGGUUGGUAUCGAUGUUGAGCAUUACCUCAACCGCAUCUACACCUUCAAAAAGGAGCAAUUCUUGGCAGCAAUUGGAGGAGUGCCAAGUUCAUUAAAAGAUUACAUUCAAUCGGAUUUACAAGCCUUCCAAGACUACAACAUCAAACCAUUCUUUGUCAUUCCGGGUUUACCCAUCCAGUCACAAGUUGUCUCAUAUAGACAAAACGAAUUAUCACCACAAGAGCACCAACAGGAUUACACUUGGAACAAAAUCAAUUCACAAGCUCAGCAUCUGUAUCAGCAUCAUUACGAAAAUUUUCGAUCAUAUACCGAAAAUUUACCUUUAGAACCAUUGGUUAAUGAUUUGAUUAAAAUCUUUAUCGAUUUAGGAAUCGACUACUUGAUAACUCCUUACAGUGCAUCAUUCCAAUUGUCAUAUUUGUACCUGGAAAAACUUAUUGAUGCGUUAUACGGAUCGACUGAUUUAUUGCUCACCAAAAUAGACAAGUUUAUCUUAGCAAUGGAGUUUCAAUCCAGAGAAUUCAGGUUUGUUGAUAAAUUUAAAGUGUUGCAAGAAUUGGGCUUGAAUGAACGCCAAUUUCAGGAUUUAAGUUUAAUGGUUGGAUGUGCAAUUCAGCCAACGACGUUCCCCAUGUUUCCUCCAGCACCGAAACCAAUGUCCAACUAUCCCCAAGUCAACAACUUUAAACUUGGUUUAGACAUUGUUUACCAGUAUAUGCAAUUUAGCGGUAAUAAUAUGAAUUUGCAUGGUUAUGUUUUAAGUCUCAAUGAUCCAAAGUUGCUAGACUUGUAUACGAAGGGCCAAACUGCAAUCAAGUAUGCUCCAAUUAUUAACAAGGAGGGGUACACUGAGUUGUACAACGUUGAGUUAUCGAAAUACAAUUUAGAAAGGGACAUUGAUUUCAUAAUUGAAGACGAUCUUAGGACAUCUACGCCUACAAAUCCCAAUGGUGGUAGCAACCCUGCUACUGGAUCAUCGGCAAAGACUAUUGCUAAAGUACCAAUAAACUUGCACGAUAUUAUAUCGCAAAGAUUACCACCCGAGUUGUACUUUUAUCAAUCUAUUGGGUUGCUUCCUUUGAAACUAUUAAACUCGGUCACUGCAGGUCAAUACGACGUUCGUCCGCCUUUGGAAUUGGGCAAUAAUGACACAUACAAGAAGUUGAUUACGUCAAAGUUCUACCUUGACAAUUUGGAUCAGCAAUAUAACUUGGUAACCCAGUUGUUGGCCAGGUACUAUCAGGUUAAGAAAAUCAAAGUCAAGUUUUGGUUCAGGAAUGAGAUUGAGUUGAAUAGUAGGAUUAUGCCCCCUAUUGGCAGACGUAUUGAACACUUGUUUAUAAAUAAAGGCAUUGAGAAGUUUGAUUUGAGAUCAUUUUUUGCCCAAUCAUUGACAGGGGACUACAAGUCGGAUAAUGAGCUUAGCCUUAAUGGGGAUAUCGUGUCGACUGUCGUAUUGAGGGCAUUGUUUUUGUAUGGUAUAGUCGAUGACAAGAGUCAAUUGACUUCUAUCGGUCAAAUCCUUGAGAAAUUUACUCGUGCAAACGAAGAUAUAAGGCCGGACGAAUUGGAAUAUCUCGUAUUGGUCUUGUUGCUUUUGAGAUCGCAAACUUUGAAGCUUAAUGAAGUUAGCAAGGAGUAUCCAAGUGUAUUAAAGCAAUACAAAAACGUGAGUUCAACGUAUGAGCCAAGUAAAGAGGAAGUUGUUUCAAUUAAUCUUGCAUCAAGAGUAAUGUCGUUGAAGAAAUUCAACUCAUCGCCAAUCAACUACCAGGGUCCCAUUUCAAGAAGUUUAUUGAAUUUCCGGUCUCAUGUCGAAUUCAUCAAUUCAACUUUACUUCAUACGAUUGAAUGUGCUUUGGUUGAUUUGGUGGUGAAACAAGAGAAAAAUAACAUCAAGCUGACUUAUGAGAAUAAAGACGAAUGGUUGAAAUUGAUUGAUCAAUUACCAUUUUUUAAGAAUGUUAACAACACGUUGAUGGGUGUCGUAACUGAAAUUUACUUUGAAGUAGCAUUGAAGCAUCAAAAAACGGCUGGUACUGAUGCAACCGAAGCAAGUGCAUUUUCAACCAAUUACCUAACUGACCACAUUUUCCAAGUUCAAAUACCAUCGCACAAUAGUAAUGCCCAUGGAGUAAAUGCUGCCACUGCCGAACAAAUUAAAUCUGAUUUAGGAGAUGCUGUGAGAUGGUGGAAAACGUUUGUCGCUUUUGGUAAGGUGGUCAAUGAAGUGGAUAAAUCAUUAUGCAACGAUUCUUUGUUGCAAGAUAUCACCAAUGCUGACAAAUAUACCACACCCACUACUUCUCCCAUUGCAUUUGAAAAGCCCAAAAUAACAGGCGCUGGUCCCUUUGCCGCACGACCUCAAUUCAAUGCAAUUGGUCACCCAUCAAAUAUCCUCUCUAUUUCCCUCCCACAAUCAUCUAGCAUAUACUUUUCGCAAAGCUCGAUUGUCGCGGCAAAUGUUGAGCUAAACACGAUCCAAUCAGAAGUCAGGUCACUAUAUGGUGUCGCUUACCAACAAUUGAAAUCGACCGAGUCGUCAAAUUUACUCAUUCAUGGGCAAAGUCAUUACCGUGUGUUGGAUGCUGCGCUGCAUUGGACGGUGUUUGACAAUAGACGAAUAAUAGGCUGGACUGGAACCGAUGUGGAUUUUAGCCAAGCUGCCUCCAAUUGGAAUCAUAACGUGGUGGAACUUUCGGGUAAAGGUCAUGUUGUACUCGAAGCAACAUCGGAGAUUUUACAAUUGCAAGUGGAAUCAAACAGUGAAGCAUUCAUCAACCCCAAUGCAUUGAUUGCUGUAAAUACAGGUGCUACCAUCAACCCAGAAGUAUUGAAUCCAGGUACUUAUGAACUACAUAAACUAGAGCUUCCUCAUUUCGAUUGGCCGCAUUGGAUAACAAACCCAAUAAAGCAAGCGCGAGCUACAAUAGAUCAAUUUUGGGCCCAUUUUAAUCCACGUCAACUUAUUUCACCUAUAGCUCCCUAUUGGGCCCCUAUCCAGAGACAACUAAGCAAGUUGUGGCGCUGGACCUUUGUCAAAAUCAAUGGACGUUUAAUUAGAAGGAACCCCAUCUUUUUUAAAAUCACUGGCCCAGCUACUAUUUUAAUCGAUAAUAAGCAAAUGUUGGCCAAUAACAAAUUGUUUACCAGUAAAGAGAUCACCAAGUUAUUCAGGAAAUAG